AUGGACAAUCAGCAUGCGGUAGCAAGGCAUUAUGCGAUCCUUAUCGGCAUUGAUGCCUAUCCUUGCGGGUCCUUGACCAGCUGCGUACGAGAUGUAACAAAGAUCAAGCAAUGCCUCGAAGAUAAACUGAGUUCGGUGCAUGUCCGGACAUUGACAGCAAGCAAGAGUCUCGAUCCGAGGACAGUUAAUCCCCUUGAAACCCCAGAGAACUGGCCAACAUAUCGCAAUGUGACCUCAGCCUUUGAAGAAGUUACAUCUCAUGCAGAACCAGGAGAUUUCGUUUACAUUCAUUACUCAGGGCACGGCACUAGACUGACUCCGUGCUUUGACUUCUCCAACCAGUCCACCGGGGAUUUGGCUCUGGUUCUUCUCAAAGGAGAUCAAAGCCCUGAGAUGUAUCUUCGUGGAGCGCGACUGGCCCGCUUCCUCAAAGACAUGGUCGAUAAGAAAUUGAUAGUCACUCUUGUUCUGGACUGUUGUUUCUCUGCGACCGUAUACCGCAAUGGUGGACCCAGUGUCCGAUAUCUCCCAUACGACCUCGCGACGGACUCGGACUCAGUAUCUUCAUCAGAUUUCGAGAUUAGCUUCAUAGAUAGAGAUACUUGUUCUGAGAAACGGACUGUAUCUAUGCGCGAUAACUGGUUGCUGGAACCGGAUCGCUAUGCCAUCCUCGCCGCUUGUGGGCCUGACGAGAACGCUAAGGGCGGUUCUGAGAAAGGGUUAACAUACGGAGCUUUGUCCUAUUUCUUAUUCCGAGCGCUCUCUGAUCAUGGACUCGGGAGGACACACGAGGAAAUAUAUCGUCAUAUACGAGCUAUGUUCUGGGAGUCCUCCAUGGCGCAACAUCCCGUGCUAUAUGGAAACGGCUACCAGGGCUUCUUCGGUCCACUCAAAUCGCACUGCCCUGUAAGGUCAAUCAGCAUCAUCAAGCGUGAAAGAAACCUUCAGCUACUGACUGGCAAAGCGCACGGUAUCCGUGAUGGAGAUCAGUUUACCGUAUAUCCUUCAAGAUGGACAAGCGGUGAUGGUGAUAAGGAAACGUCUAUCGCCAAGGUCAUCUGUGCCAAAGCUCUUACAUCCCAGUUGGAGUUAAUAGGGCCCCAGUGCAACCUUCAAACAGGGUUCAUCGCGGUGCCACUCACUUGCGCGUGUCUCGCGAGUUUUCCCAUCAACCUGGCACCCAACCUUCCGCAGCGUGAGGAAUGGCUAGCAGCGCUAAAGACACGUUCGCUUAGUACCGGCACUGACCAAAUUCCGACCCUCCAGGUCAUGCUAAACAACAUCGACGAAUAUGAAAUAUUGGACAACUUGGGUCGGAAGCUCGUCAAUCUACCAGCCAUGCCUCGCGACCAAGUGAAUACUAGUCGCAUGUGUGAUGUGCUAGAGCAUUUGACUCGGUUCAUGAUGUUCAAGGACUUGAAUAAUCAGGUACCCAAGGCUGCAUUCCGAGCAUCAUUUGAUAUUCAAAUAGCUUCGGACAGAGCAGUAUUCAGUCCAGAAGAACAGAUCGAAGUGCGGCACAACAGCAUCAUGGAAGUUUCCAUAAUCAAUAAGGGAGAUACAGCUCUAUAUGCACAUAUGUACAAUCUAGACUCCUCUUGGAGGGUCAAAGGAAUGCUCUAUGCAACUUACGAGACUAUUCUUCCAAGAAAGAAUGCGUGCAACGGCGACUUAUCAUAUCUGGGCAGGUUUUCAAAGAAGAUCAAGAUGACAGUUCCUCCAAUGAUGAGGGAGUAUGGUUCGUGUGAGGACAUCAUUAAAGUCUUCGUAACUUCCCAGCCGACAUCAUUUGACUUGCUAGAGUUGCCAAAUCUUCAUGGGCUAGUGAGUACGAUUGCGGAGGCGAGGCUGAGCCAUUCAAGUUCUAAUAGCCAUGUCUCAGAGGAUUGGGUAGCAUUGAGCUUCCCUAUCCGUACAUUAGUCUGA
This is a messenger RNA of Penicillium malachiteum, 1926 nucleotides long. RefSeq names its product caspase. NCBI's taxonomy places the organism in Eukaryota, Fungi, Ascomycota, Eurotiomycetes, Eurotiales, Aspergillaceae. The coding region runs from base 1 to 1926 and encodes 641 amino acids. Gene Ontology annotation, molecular function: cysteine-type endopeptidase activity. The record is from RefSeq and is a predicted model, not a curated record. The transcript has a single exon. Gene Ontology annotation, biological process: proteolysis.